Molecule: messenger RNA, 1606 nt
Organism: Jatropha curcas
Lineage: Eukaryota; Viridiplantae; Streptophyta; Magnoliopsida; Malpighiales; Euphorbiaceae
Gene: DMR6
Product: 2-oxoglutarate (2OG) and Fe(II)-dependent oxygenase superfamily protein
Source: RefSeq, a predicted model, not a curated record
CUAUAAAUACAUGUUUGCUACUGAAAGUUCUCAUAUGUUAGAAGCUCCAUGGUGAGCUUUAGUAUUAGAGCAUCCAUCUUGAAGGGGCUAAGUAGUUUUUGUCUUAGCACCCUAUUCUUAUACUGAUUUGUAUAUUAAUUUCCUCAUAGAAACCAUGGAGACCAAGGUCCUUUCUUCAGGAAUCCACUACUCUAACCUUCCAGAAAGCUACAUAAGACCGGAAUCCGAACGUCCUCGCCUGUCGGAAGUCCUAAUCUGUGAGGACGUUCCGGUUAUUGACUUGGGUUGUCCUGAUAGAGCUCAGAUUGUCAAAAAAAUCGGCGACGCGUGCACAGAGUUCGGGUUUUUCCAGGUAAUCAAUCAUGGAGUUUCCUUAGAAGAAAUGGAGAAGAUGAUAGGAGUGGCUAGUGAGUUCUUUAGACUGCCUGUGGAGGAGAAGCUGAAGCUAUACUCAGAUGACCCAUCAAAAACAAUAAGACUCUCUACAAGUUUCAAUGUUAAUAAAGAGAAAGUGCAUAACUGGAGAGACUAUCUUAGACUUCAUUGCUAUCCUCUUGACAAAUAUGUGCCUGAGUGGCCUUCUAAUCCUCCUCCAUUCAAAUUAGGCCAUGUGAUUAAAUCUGUUGAAGAUGUGGGUCCACUGCACUGGAAGAUUGUGCCCGGCCUAGUAAACCUAUUUAUUUCAUAUCGGGAAAUUGUGAGUAAUUACUGUAAAGAAGUUCGAGAGCUUGGAUUUCGCUUACAAGAAUUGAUUUCGGAGAGCUUAGGGCUCGAAAAGGAUCAUAUAAAGAAUGUAUUAGGUGAACAAGGACAACAUAUGGCUGUAAACUUUUAUCCACCUUGCCCUGAGCCAGAGUUAACAUAUGGAUUACCUGGACAUACAGACCCCAAUGCCCUUACAAUUUUGCUUCAAGAUCUUCAAGUCGCAGGCCUUCAAGUCUUUAAGGAUGGCAAAUGGCUUGCUGUUAAUCCUCACCCUAAUGCUUUUGUCAUUAAUAUUGGUGAUCAAUUGCAGGCACUAAGCAAUGGGAGGUACAAAAGUGUAUGGCACCGAGCCAUUGUUAAUGCUGAGAAAGCUAGAAUGUCAGUUGCUUCCUUCCUUUGCCCACAAGAUGAUGCAUUAAUUAGCCCAGCCAAACCUCUCACAGAGCAUGGAAGUGGAGCCGUGUACAAGGACUUCACAUAUGCUGAAUAUUACAAGAAAUUUUGGAGCAGGAACUUGGAUCAAGAGCAUUGUUUAGAACUCUUCAAGAAUUAAUAAUUAAAUCAUUUUUAAUUGCCUUUAUUACCUUCUAUAAAAUUGUUAAUCAAUAAAGACUUUUGGCUAAGGGUAAUCAGAAAUUAAUUUGCGAUUGUGUCUUCCCCUUGAAUGCAGAAAGAAAAAGGAAAAAUAAAAAAAAAGACUGCAUAUUGCAUGUGUUGUAAUAAGCAUCAUAAGUACUUAAUUUUUGGACACUUGAAUUAUUCUUUUGAUGAUUAUUGGACAGUCCAUUAAUAAGUAUAUAUGAUGCUAUUUAUGUUGAUUUGACUUUCAUUUUAUGUACUAUGAUAAUUAUUUAACUGUAAUGAUUUUUGUAUGCUUGAAAUAGAAUUAUUUUGAUAUUUA